GCGAGGUCACUGUCAGUUUGUGUUGAGCAGCGGCGGAGUAAGAGUUGAUGUGCGGGGAGUUCGAAUCCCGCAUCACUGAACCAACACCGCUGUACCUUUUACACGCGUGCCAGCAGUGCCAGGGGGCGUCAGCGAGUGCCAAAGAGUGCCAGUGUCCUUAUAAUCCUUCCAGGUACCUCAUAAGUAGACGGAACUGCCUUAAACUGCCCCAAAAAAGUGCCUGGGAACUUUAAAUAAGGAAAUAUUGAACGGUUGGGACGGUUCUGUGAUUCUCCACGUGGUGUUGAGGGAUGGUACAUGAUCUGAAAAGAGUGGCGGCAGAGGAAGCCUGAAGAAGACGUGUGCGGCGGGAUGCAGGGGGCGGUGAGGGAGUCCAUGGCUGCGGUGGCGGUUGUGGUGGUGGUGGUGGUUCUGUCUGCUACCACGGCCAGUGCUCAGAAUGUUGCAGGGGAGCAGGGAGGGCAAGGGACUCGCCAGAACAGGGACCUCGUAACAGUGCCAGGUAAUGUGGCGCCCCGCGUGUGGAGAACCAGGCCGCGUCUCCAGGACCCUAAGAACCUCCCCUACGGCACUGUCCACGCCCACACACUGCUGGGGAGGCGCGAUCCUAAUCUUGUGGCCACUAAAUCCAGUUACACCAUCGUGGCGCCGCGCAUAGCCAGACCCUCUACUAUAUAUCGUGUAGCAGUGGGCAUUCUUAGCGGCAGCUCCCCUGUGGACGUCACUGCCCAGCUUACCUCCCCAGGGGCCAGCCUCACCCCUGCCAAGGCCACCAUUGCUCCAGGAGACACCGAGGACCUUCUUAUUCAGGUGCCCCACACGUCAGUCAUCGCCACCUACACCCUGCACGUGGAGGGGCGCCGUGGCCACACCCUCGUCUUUAGAAACUCCAGCCAGGUGUUGUCCAGUCCUACAUUCCUCACCAUUCUCAUCCAGCUGUCCAGAGUGUGUUUCAACGGUGGCCAGGAUGUUGGCAUCAAAAUCAUUCUUCUCACCACUGAGUUAAGACCUUACGAGGAACCUGUUGACGUCUUCAUCCUGGAUCCACAAGACAACAUUAUCAAGAGAUGGGUUUCAAGGUCACCGAGAGUAGGUAUAGUGGACGUGUCGUUUACGUUACCUGAUCUGCCACAGCUUGGUUGGUGGCGCGUCAGAGUGAGGGCCAGAAGACAGGAACAAGAGAAGCAGUUUUUGGUGCACAAGCUUUAUGAACCUUUGUUUGAGGUGUUCGUGGGGCUGCCUUACUACGCCCUCUCCACGGACGAAGAGAUCACGGGCACCAUUUCCGGCACGUACACCACGGACAAGCCCAUCUACGGCAACGCGUCCUUGUCUGUGUACGUGAAGCAGCCGUGGGACAGACCUGACUCGGAUUUCAAAUAUGUUACGACGGAAAUUUUCGAAUAUGUGGAUGAAGAAGAAGAAUUUGCUUUCCCAAUGGAGUCUCUUCUGCCUCACGUUCAGCAGCUUGAGGGAGCCGAAGUUCUGAUAGAGUGCAAAUUCUAUGAGGUGUUUUGGUGGAUUGAGUCGCGAGGCCAUUCCAGGAUCCGAAUUCUUGGCAACGAGGUGGAGGUGAAGCUGGUGGGAGCUGAACCCUUCGUGUUCCGCCCAGGCAUGCCCUUCACUGGCACCGUGGCAGUCCAACACACAGACAAGCAGGCAAUAGACCCUUCCCGCCUUGAGGAGUCCACGCUACUUAUCAAGGCCACAGUCUCCACCCCCUCCUCCUCCUUCAAGCUGCCUGAGAUCAUCGUGCCCCCGCUUUCAGAAGACACGGAAACAAGAGAGAGGGCCAUGAAAACACUGAAGGAUGCACAGUGGGAGUGGCUCUGGGGCGGCAAGGAGGCAGAAUCGGACACGUGGAAAUAUGAAGUCAUGACAGCGGAAAAUGAACUAAAGGAGCUGUUUCAAGAUUACACUAAGGAUCAGUACUUUGCUGAAUAUAGAAGUACUGGUAUAUUCAGGUUCAAGGUGGACAUCCCGAAGGAGGCAACGAAGGUUCAGUUUGACGUGACCUACCAAGAUUCAGAAGCCAACGCCGCCUCCACCACCACCGCCCUGGCCCACCACAACCCCGGCCACAGGUACAUUCAGGUCACCACCAGCACGGACGAGGCGCACGUUGGGGAGUUCGUUGUGCUGCACGUGCGGUCAAAUUUCCACGUGCAUAAGUUUAUUUACAUGAUCCUGGCCAAAGGGUUGCUGCUGCACGUGUCAUCUGAGGUCACGGGUGGCGAUGACGUGGUGACCUUCAGUGUGGCGGUGUCCUCGUCCAUGUCCCCGCGGUUCACUGUUGUUGUUUACGCCAUCACUCACGACGGGGAGGUGGUGGCCGACUCUAUGGCUGUCCCUGUGUCUGUGCUCAAUAACAUGAAGAUCAGCCUGGCGCUCAACCAACACAAGGACCACUCCAAGAGGACAGUGGAGGUGGUUGCGGGCGCCCCUCCUGGCUCCCUGUACACCUUGCAGUGCCAGAGGGGCCUUAACUACAUCAGACAGCACCCCAACGCCCUUACCCGCUCCAGAAUCCUUGCGCAGAUGAUGGAGAUGGAACCGGUGCAAAGGACAGUCCACGGAGUCUUACAGAGGUCACGAGAUGGCAGCACCGCGGACCGUCUUGUGCCCUUAUCAGCGCACAGUUACGGCAAGGAUGUGCUGGCGGCCUUCCAGGAUGCUGCCCUUAUCCUGCUGACCGAUGCUGACCUGGCCCUCACCCCCGGCAGAGAGGGUACCUGUGACGUCAUUUCCGGCUACCUGGAGUGUGGGGACGGUACCUGCUUCCGCCACCACCAGCUGUGUGACGGGGUGAUGCAGUGUGCUAACGGUGCUGACGAGCUGGGAUGUGACAAGCUUUACAACGACUUCCCUCCCAACCAUAAAGAACAGGAAGACCACCUGGGCCUCACCUCAGACACGCUGUUCCGUAUCCUGCGGGAGCACUUCAUUGAGGACAUUUUUGAUGAAGAGGAUAUCGAGUGGUGCAACGCUGACAUCUGGGUUGGUCACCGCGGGCAGGAAGAGAUCCAGCGGGAGGUGGUGAAGACAGCGGAGGAGUGGGUGGUGGAGGCGUACGCAAUCCACCCAGAAUUCGGCCUUGCUUUCACCCACGAGCCUAUACAGUUCUUGAGUGAUCCGCCCUUUUACAUCAUGGUGGAGGGACCCGAAUCAUGCAGGAGAGGUGAACAGAUCGCUAUUCGGGUCAUCGCCUACAACCUGGUGGACAUAACGUUGCAGGCGGUCCUCAUCCUGCACGACAGCGACGACUACAUGUUUGUCAACGUGGAGGAGGAUGGCAACGUGCAGCACUUCAGGCCCAGGCUCUCUAGAGGGCAGCACCAGCACCUUAUUAUCAUCCCCCCUGGAGGCCUGCAGGAGGUGCUGUUUCCCUUAGCGGUGAAGAGACAGUCAGGCACGAUGGAGGUGACGAUAGAGGCGGUGACUCAGGUGAUGCAGGACUCCGAGACGUGGGAGGUGGAGGUGAAGCCUGAAGGUGUCCCGGUCCGUAAGCACACGUCCCUCGUCCUUGACCUACGCAACCGUGCCGUGCUGUACGAGUUUCUAGACGUGCCUAUAGAUGAGAGCCCUGUCAUUCCCUUCAGCAUCCUCCGCCGCUUCCUGUAUGGCUCUCCCGCCGCCAGGAUCUCCAUUACGGGUGAUGUGUUUGGCCCCACCCCUGAGAGCCUGAUGGUGGAUCAUACGGAGGUGUUCGGGGGGCGGCACCUCAGAAGUACUGACGGCGUGGCGUUUAACUUCGGCGCAACUCUGUGGACUCUUCACUACCUGCGUCUGACUAACCAGCUGGUCACUAAUGAUGCUAAAGACGCCUUCGACUACCUCACGGUCCAGCUGGCGGGGCUCCUGUGGCGUAACACUGACGGGGGAUACAGUAUGUGGGCCAAUCAUACUCAGAAUGUGUGGCUGACGGCGAAGGUGACCAACCUGCUCCUGGCGGCGCAACACGAGGACUGGGAGAACCUGCUGUACAUUGACCCGGGCAUCAUUCAGAAGUCUGUCCGGUUUCUCCUGCAGAACCAAAUGCCCAGUGGAGGUUUCGCGGAGCUGGGAGAAGUGCCCCUGGAUGCUAAGCUGAGUUCCUUCGGCCGCCCCUCCUCCGUGCCCCUCACCGCCCUCGUGACCUUGGUGCUGCACAACAGUCUGCCCGUGCUGCAGGGCGUCACCCACUCCAGGGCCGUGGCUGCGAGGGCUAAGGCUGCUAAGUACCUGGUGUUCCAAUUAGCACACCUGGAUGACGUGUACCACCUGGCCAUUACUGCCUACGCCCUCACCAUCCUCGGCUCCCCCGCGGCAGACACGGCGGCGGCCAAGCUGUACGCCAUGAGGAGGCAGCAAGGUGACAUGGCGUACUGGUCUAAGGUAAGAAUCACCACGCAUCUUCGUCGCCAGGAGAACAGCCAGAGGGCGUUCCUGUUGCCCCGGGAGCCUGAGCAGUGGGACUCUCACGCUGUAGAGGCCUCGAGCUACGGCCUACUGGUGCUGCUAACGAGGGAGGGAGUUACCACGAAUUCUGAGCAAGUGAUGAGGUGGCUGAAUGCUGUCAGAGAUUGGGACUUUGCUUUCGUGUCUACUUCGGAUACGGUGGUGGCGAUGCAGGCCCUGGCAGAGUACUCCUUCAGGGCGCGGCUCAGGGAUGUCACGAAUAUUGAAUGUUCUUUCGAGGUCACUUCUCAGCCCGUCACUCCCCUGCAGGUCACAAUAACAAAUGAAUCUCUCUCUACUUAUCAUUCGUUCGAGCUGGAGAACGUCUGGGGCCACGUGAACCUGAUGGCCAAGGGAUCCGGCCAGGCCAUCGCGCAGCUAGAGGCUUCGUGGGGCGUGGACGUGCUUAGCUUCAUUGAACAACCCCACAAGAAAUAUUUUGAGCUGAAUGUUUGGGAGAAGUACCAUCAGUUUAGGAAUAAGUCAAUCAUCACUACUACUGUGUGUGCUAAGUGGUUGGCGACUGAGGAGGGGAACACGAGCAGCGCCGCCCUGGUGGAGGUAGAGGUCCCUACUGGCUAUAUGUUCCUGCAGCCCCACGCGGAGGAGAGGCUGGCGGCAAUAAAGAUGGCUGGCCACUUCCCGGAGCUCAAAAAUGUACACACGACAAAGACUCACAUAUUUUGGCAGUUUGAUAAUAUCCCUUCACACUCCAGUCAAUGCUUCAGCUAUGACGUGCGCAGAUGGUACCCCGCCGCCAACCUCACAGCCAUCCGCUCCGCUACUGUGAUGGAGCUGUUCUCGCCAGAGCACUUCGAGAUGGUAAUGAUAAACGCGACGCCCCUUGCUUUGCUUGAUAUCUGUGAAGUGUGUGGGUCUUAUCAGUGCCCCUACUGCCCCAUAUACAGCGCGGCGCCCCCUCUGAGUCCCCCGCCCUGGCUACUGCUGCUGCUUCUCUUCGCCCUCUCCCUUCUCCUGUCACCUUCACACCCCUCACGCCGCCUCUAAGUGUGUUCCUCACUCUCCUGCUGGUGCUGUAAGAGUUGUCAUCUGCUGUUUGUUGUUUGUUAUUGUUUUUUUUUUUGGUUUGUUUGUUUAUUUUUUUUGUUUUUAUUGGUGGUGGUGGUGGUAGUAGUAGUAGUAGUAGUAGUUGUUGUUGUAGUAGUAGUGAUUGAAUUACUAUUUUUUUACGUUUUUAUCUCUUAACUACUACUACUACUACUGCUACUACUACUACUACUGCUACUACUACUACGAAAACUUACAUUAUUAUUAUCAUCAUUACUACUACUACUACUAUCAUUAUUAUCAUUACCAUUGUUAUUGCUGAUGAUGACGAUAGUGGUAGUGGCGUCAGGAGGAGGUGACACAAGGCCUGAAGUCAGCAUGGAAAGUCAAGAAAUUGAGCUUUAUUGACUUACCGACCUUGCUGACCUUGUUGACCUUGCUGACCCAUAAAAUAUACGCGAAAAUACAUAACCUAAAAACGAGAUAAAAAAAAAAGGACAGAAAAAUACAGAAAAUAAAGUGAAAAUAAAGAAAAAAAAAACUAAAUAUCUUAAAGGAAAAAAAGCGAAAUGGAAUGAAAACUCUGAAUUACGUCACGUUUUCUUCAGUUUCGAGUCCGCUUUCUAUGGUGUAUUUUUUUUAAAGGUAGACUGAUGAAAAUUUGAUCUACCAGUGAUACUAUGUGUGUGUGUGUGUGUGUGUGUGUGUUUAUUGUAGUCAUUGUUAUAGUUGUUUACGAGUAUAUUGACUCUCUCUCUCUCUCUCUCUCUCUCUCUCUCUCUCUCUCUCUCUCUCUCUCUCUCUCUCUCUCUCUCUCUCUCUCUCACGCUGGUGCUGUUAUUUCAAAGUUAAAAUAAAGGUGCACAUGAAAUAAUUAGAUUGUGUGCGUAUUUACUACAUCGUGUACGGGACUACGUAUGUAUGUAUGUAUGUACGUAUGUAUGUAUGUACGUAUGUAUGUAUGAAUUAAUGAAAGUUAAUGAGAUUUUUUUUUUCGUUUAUAUUAUCGUUUUGUUUUUAUUUUUAUUAUUAUUAUUGUAAGUAUUAAUGAUUUCGUGUAGGAGUUUGAAAUGAAUCAGUUUUAAGAUUCAGUUAAACUCUUUGUGUGUGUGUGUGUGUGUGUGUGUGUGUGUGUGUGUGUGUGUGUGUUAGAAAAUGGGGACUUUUUAAUGUUUUUUAUUGUAUGUACUUAAUGAAUUGUACUUUCCUUGUGUGUUUUAUUUCAUGUCGCUGUAUUUUGAUUGUAUAUUUUAUUGUAUUUGUGUAUUUUUUUGUUUUUUGUUUUCUGAAGGUCCUGCGAGUCAUUCUGAGGGUUGGUGUUUUAUUUGUGUGUUUUUUUUUUUGUUUGUUUUGUUUCUUCUGAGUCACGUGUUGCUAAAGUGCUGAAAUUUGUGCUUGUUUUUCUCCCUUUUCUUCUUCUUUGUGUCUUCUUCAUUCCAUUCUUUCUUUUCCUUCCUUUCCUUCAUUCCUUUUCAUUUUGUUGCCUGUUUUCUUCCUCCUCUCUUUUCCUUCAUUUCUCUUUCUGUCAUUCUUCUUAUCGUCAUUCAUUGUCUUUCUUCUCUCCAUACAUUCCAUUUGUCUCUCCAUUUCUUGCUUUCUAUCCUUCACCUUCCCUUUCUCCUUCCUCUCUCUUCCCUUCUCUAUUAAUUUCCCUCCUUGUUAUCUCCCUUGUUCUCCUUCCUUCAUAUCUCCUUUCAUCAUUUCUUCUCUCUCCCUUCCCACUCUCGUUUCUCCCUUUGUUAUCUCCUUCCCUAUUCCUUCCCUCUUCUCUCCUCCCUUCCCUCCCUUUCCCCCUUUCCUACAUACCCUCCCCUGGUUCUCCCUUCCCCUUCUCUUCCCUUUCUGCAUUCCACCCUCCCUUACCUACCCCCUCUCUUAAUUCCCUUCCUCCCUCCCCUUCCUGCGCCCCCCCCACCCUUGAGUACACCUGCCGGUCAUGUUUGUACCUGUUGUGUUAACAAGGCGCGGCUCUUCUGAUUCCGUAAUUGGUGGUGUGUGUGUGUGUGUGUGUGUGUGUGUGUGUGUGUGUGUGUUAGUAAUUUGUGCACGUAUGUAGUUUUUUUUAAUUUUAUUUAUUUUUUUUUGUAUUAUAUAUUAUUAUUAUUUUUACUUGUAUAUUAAGUAAUUUUUUUCAACGUUGUAUAAUAAAUGGAGAAAAU
Messenger RNA from Scylla paramamosain (green mud crab), 7604 nucleotides. RefSeq names its product CD109 antigen-like. Gene Ontology annotation, molecular function: protein binding; endopeptidase inhibitor activity. The record is from RefSeq and is a predicted model, not a curated record. Lineage: Eukaryota; Metazoa; Arthropoda; Malacostraca; Decapoda; Portunidae. Gene Ontology annotation, cellular component: extracellular region. Bases 352 to 5445 code for a protein of 1697 amino acids. The transcript is spliced from 36 exons.